Messenger RNA from Theobroma cacao (cacao), 4668 nucleotides. RefSeq lists its product as uncharacterized. The record is from RefSeq and is a predicted model, not a curated record. Gene Ontology annotation, cellular component: membrane. NCBI's taxonomy places the organism in Eukaryota, Viridiplantae, Streptophyta, Magnoliopsida, Malvales, Malvaceae.
GCUUCUGUUCGAAGCUUAUGGUUUUGGUUGGCCUCCGAGCUCCGAAAAAAAAAAACCCCCUAAAAAUUCGCCAAAAAAACAAAAAAGAAAAAAAAAUCGGGUGGUUUUCUUCUUUGCUGAGAAAGACAGUCCAAAACCCUAACGAUCAUCAAAACUCGAAAACAGCUCGUCACGUUCAACUCUCUCCGGGGAAUGUAUCAGCGGGCUAAAUCAUUCCUUUUUUUCUUGGUUCUGUCAUGUACCCUUUUUUGCUUAACUACAUGUGAACCAUGUUCUGUAAACGGGGUGCCAAAAAUGGAGGAAUAUGACGGGUGUGAGUACUAUGGAGAUAAUCAUCAUACUGGUUUUCAAGAAACUAUUAUUGGUGAUUCAAAUUCUGGCUAUGAUACAGGAACUUCAAUGACUGGUUUAACUGUUGAGAGUAUCUGCACCGAUUCUCAUUCAUUCUGUUUUCCUUCAACAUUGCCUGGCUUUUCAACUGAAGAGACUAAACUUGAAGUUGGCAGUUUAGAAGUUUCUAGGAGUCAGUCUGAUAGUGCUUCAUCUUAUAUAGAACCAAGUAACCUUAGGGGGCAGGCAAAUAACAAAAGUUGGUUCUCUAAUCACGGUAUGUUUAAAUUAUUAAAUGGCAGGAUGGUUUCUUGUUCUUUGUCUUCGAGAGAUGGCAUCCAUGAGUUUUCAUCUAAUGCUAAUCAAAAUGAUAUUUCGUGUAGAGGAUCUUUACAAUAUCAGGAGAGUGCAAAUGUUAGGAUGAAAAACAACAGGGAGGUGACCAAAUCAGGUUCUUUUGAUGUAUCGUCUUUCCCUAAUGUAGAUGUAAGUCCUCCUGUAUUAGAUUGGGGACAAAAAUAUUUGUUUUUACCUUCAGUGGCUUACUUGACUGUAGCAAAUACAUGCAACGAGAGUGAUUUACAUGUCUAUGAACCAUUUAGUACCAAUAUGCAGUUCUAUCCCUGCAAUUUUAGUGAGCUUUUGCUAGGACCUGGUGAAGUAGCUACAAUAUGUUUUGUUUUUUUACCUAGAUGGGUGGGCUUGUCAUCAGCUCACCUUAUCUUGCAGACAAGCUCCGGUGGUUUCCUGGUUCAGGCUAGGGGUUUUGCUGUUGAGUCCCCUUAUGAGAUUCAGCCAUUAGUAAGCCUGGAUAUUCCUCCUAGUGGACAGUUGAGUAAGAAUCUGUCUUUGUUUAAUCCUUUUGAUGAAACCGUCUACUUGGAGGAAAUAACUGCAUGGAUAUCAGUUUCUCUAGGGAAUACUACCCAUCAUAGUGAAGCAGUUUGUAGUAAAGAAAACUUCCAGGGUUAUAAUGGGCACAGCUUGCUUAGUGCUGAGGAUUGGUUGGUCAUGAACAGUGGUAAAUUUGGUUUUCCACUUAUGGCUAUGAGGCCACACAGGAACUGGGAGAUUAACCCUCAAAGCAGUGAAACCAUCAUCGAGAUUGAUUUAUCCUUUGAAGCAAAAGGAAAAAUUUUUGGUGCUUUUUGUAUGAAGUUGGGGAGGUCUUCACAAGACAAGUCUGAUACAGUUAUGGUUCCUCUUGAAGUUGAUUUAGAUAAGAUAGCAUCCUAUGAGGAUCACUCAAGUUCUCUUUCAGUUUCUCUUGAGGCUCUGGUGCCAUAUGAUGGCAGUGAAACUGUUUUCAUUGCCAUCUCUGUGGAAAAUGCUGCUCCUUAUGUGCUCAAUUUUGUCAAAAUUAGUGAAGUUGCAGAUACAAAGAUUUUCCAUAUCAAGUACAUGGAAGGGUUGCUGCUGUUCCCUGGUGUUGUUACCCAGGUUGCUGUGAUUCCCUGCAAUAAAUUUCCAGUUGAAAUUCAAAAUUCUGCUUCUGAAGCAUCUGACACGAUCAGAAGUUGUAAAUUGCUUAUAAUGACAAACGAUUCUAUUAGCCCUCAGAUUGAAGUUCCUUGUGAGGAUAUAAUCCAUAUUUGUAAGGAACAUCAGAAAGGUUUGUCUAUGGGUUUUGAGCAUCAGUCUGAAAAGGUUAACUUUGGCAAUUCAAGGACAGGGUCCUUGGGCGAUGGCAUGCGGUUGGCAUCAUGGGCCAAGGUGUUGGAGAUAGCAGAAGCAGAUGAAUUGGUACUUGGAAAUUGGAAAUCUCAAGGUACCACAAACGGCAUGUCAGUGCUUGAUGAUCAUGAGGUACUGUUUCCAAUGGUUCAAGUUGGAAGUCACUGCUCCAAGUGGAUCACUGUGAAAAAUCCUAGCAAGCAGCCAGUUAUAAUGCAGCUCAUUCUGAACUCAGGAGAAAUUGUUGAUGAAUGCAGGAGCCAAGAUGUUUUUAUGCAGCCUCCUCCUGGUAGCUUGAGUCACAAUUUGUCUGCUAUACCAAUGAGAUAUGGGUUCUCAAUAGGAGAGAGUGCACGGACAGAGGCCUAUGUUCAACCGUAUGGGACAGCAUCUUUUGGGCCGAUUUUAUUUCACCCUUCAAAUCGUUGUGGGUGGAGAAGUUCCGCAUUGAUAAGGAACAAUCUUUCUGGUGUAGAGUGGUUAUCUUUGAGGGGAUUUGGAGGGUCAAUUUCUCUAGUCCUGUUUGAGGGUUCAGAGCCCAUCCGGAGUGUAGAAUUUAACCUUAACUUACCAACUUCUUUAAACAUCUCUCCUCCACAAAUGUUUUUUCACAUAGAAGAGACUACUUAUGCCUGUUCUCAGCCAUUUUUAAAAGAGCUGUAUGCCAGGAACACUGGAGACUUGCCGCUUGAGGUAAGAAGCAUUGAGGUUUCUGGGACAGAGUGUGUACUUGAUGGUUUUAUGGUGCAUACUUGUAAAGGUUUCUCUCUUGAACCUGGAGAGUCAACAAAGCUUCUGAUAUCAUACCAGCCAGAUUUUACAGCAGUAAUGGUACAUAGAGAGCUUGAACUGGCUUUGGCUACAGACAUUCUUGUCAUACCAAUGAAGGCAACUCUCCCUGUUCACAUGCUUAAUCUUUGUAAGAAGUCAGUGUUCUGGAUGCGGCUAAAGAAACUCUCUAUUGCUGUUCUUCUUUCUGUUUCGUUAUUGUUUCUCAUAUUCUGUUUCAUCUUUCACCAAGCAAUGGUCUUGGGCUUCCAAGAUUAUUUAUACAAGAGUGAGAAGAACCCCAUCACUACAAUCAGGACUGGAGGAAAAUCUUCUCGUGUCAAUCGUAGUCAAAGAAACAGUAGGUUUUCUACGUCAGCUGAAAUGGAUGGUAUGUUAAGUUCAGUUGGGGAUGUUAAAUCUUUGAAGGAGGGAUCCAAUGGUAGAUGCCUAAAUGGUCAGGUUAGGACCAAGGAACAGGGGCUAACUGAUCCAAAUGCAAAACUAACUCCUGAAAAUGACAGGGAAAUUAACAGUUUCUUAGAUCCUCAAGGGAAUAGUUCAUUGCCAUCUUUGCCCUCAAAAUCUGCAGUGGGUGAGAACCCUGAUACAAAGGAAGCACCUCAAGCUGGUACCCUCACAAUCAGGACUGGGAAAGAAAAGGGAAGAAGGCGAAGGAAAAGAAAAGGUCGAUUUACUGGAUUGAUUGAAGUUUCAAGUAGUCAAAGUGGAAAUUCUACACCUUCAUCCCCCUUGUCCCCUAUAACAUCUGUAACAUCUAAUCGAACAUGGUCGUUCUCUCUUGAGUUGGACCAAUCUGUUGAGGCCAGAAAUCCUUUUACUCAAUUGGCUGACCAAACCUGUGAGAAGGUUCAAGUUCCUGAACCUAUUUCCAAAGCAAACGUGUUGGGACCUAAGGUUUCUGUGGAACAUGGCAGCAACAACUGGUAUUCUUCGACCCAAGUCCAGUCUACAGUAUCAAAACCUGUUCUAUUGCCCUCUGCUACUUUUCCUUCUGCUGGUAGGGCUACUCCCAGCUUGUUGAGCUCCUCUCCUCCUUUGGCUUCAACAUCUGUUAUGGCUCCUCAUGCUCGAGCUCCUGGGUCCAAACUCUGUGACCAGAAAACCAUAAAAGCAGUAGGAAAGGCUAGACUAGGAGAUGAAUAUACAUAUGAUAUUUGGGGUGACCAUUUUUCUGGACUUCAUUUAAUGGAUAGUUCAAAGGAUGUUGUCGCCAUGAAUUCCAGCACUGCAGAAAAUGACUCUGAUAGUUUCUUUGUAAGGGGUCCACAAACCCUCAUGAAAAAAUCUCAACCAAGAUUUGGUCACCCCAUGCUGUUUGCAACAUCACUACAAAAGGACGCUAGUCAGUUGUUGAUGCAUGCUGAUCCAGGCAUACACAGGUUCAGAACAAUAUCAUUGCCAGGGUAGGCAUUCGUUAUAAAAACUGUCAGAAUGUAGUAGCUUUCUCAUUAUAAUGAUUAUGUGCAUAGCCAUGGAUGGAGAUAAGGCGGAUUUUAAGUUCUUGAGAGAAUGAUGUUGACAAGACAGGAUGGGCUCUGGUUUGUCCCGGCAACGGAGCUACACAAGGACAAGAUGAUUGUGAACCGAACUGCAUUCAUUUGUGGAAUUUCCGGGGACCAUCUUUUGUGUUUGGUUAAUUGGGUUGCAAGAGCUAUGGAAGCCAAAUUGUGAUUGGAAAGUUCCAUCACCAACCCAACAAACAAAUCUGAUCUCCCAAUCAUUUAUUUUGCUUUGGUGCUUGUCGCAUUCCACUUAUUUUGUUCAUCUGUUGCCUUAGUAGUUUCAACUUGCAAAAUUCCAAUUAUGGCUCCCUCACUAAAUUCUGCAAGUCGAUGGAAGUUCUUUAGGUAAAUGCUAGUUUCUAUUCCAGUC